AUGCAAAGGACAUCAAGCCACAAGAACAGUCAUGCGCCUCCGGAUUACCCUUGCACUCGCUCUCGCACUCCCAGCUCUGGGUGCCCCUCCCGCCGUUCCGGCGAAUGGCUCGACGAAGCCAGGGAGUUUCAUGACACCUGCGUGGAGGAACAGCUCUACUCCCAGCCCGACAUCUCUGACUGGGGCAAGGGCGAGGCCAAACCGAUCAUGUACGGCGACGGGGCGAGAGGUGCUCUGGAUCGAUGCCAGAUGAUGAUGCUCAACGACGCAAACCGACUUGCCCAGGCUCAGUUUCCGGGCACGAACGUCUUCACCAUCCGUACCGACCUGGGGAUCGGAUGGUAUGUCGCCGAGCUCGUAGCGCAAGAGUCUCUCUCUUCUGUUCGCUGGCCGUCCGGAUACUACGACUACCACACUGUUGUGUUCAGGGGAGAGGGGCAUCUGUACCUGGUUGGAAGGGAGGGUGAACACGAGCGUAGGUGGAGGGGAAACGCCCAGAGGAACGGUGACACGGUUGACUUCUGGUAG
This is a messenger RNA of Trichosporon asahii var. asahii CBS 2479, 528 nucleotides long. RefSeq lists its product as uncharacterized. Lineage: Eukaryota; Fungi; Basidiomycota; Tremellomycetes; Trichosporonales; Trichosporonaceae. Bases 1 to 528 code for a protein of 175 amino acids. The record is from RefSeq and is a predicted model, not a curated record. The transcript has a single exon.